This is a messenger RNA of Hipposideros armiger (great roundleaf bat), 1846 nucleotides long. It is a transcript of the gene HDHD5, whose product is annotated as haloacid dehalogenase like hydrolase domain containing 5. Gene Ontology annotation, biological process: glycerophospholipid biosynthetic process. The transcript has 8 exons. The record is from RefSeq and is a predicted model, not a curated record. Gene Ontology annotation, cellular component: mitochondrion. The coding region runs from base 41 to 1324 and encodes 427 amino acids. NCBI's taxonomy places the organism in Eukaryota, Metazoa, Chordata, Mammalia, Chiroptera, Hipposideridae.
GGACAAGCGCAGUGCGCACGUGCGCUCGAGCGACGGCCCGAUGGCUGUGUUUGGCUCCUUUUCCGCUGUUGCUGCGGUGCCCUGGCUCUGGCGACGGAUCGCGCACGGGGCCGUGGGGCUCCGGAGACUUUGCCCCGGGAAGGGCUACGCUGUGGGCCUCGCUCAGGUGAGGACUGCGCAGAGCCUGCCUACCUUUGGGUUCCUGUUGGACAUCGAUGGAGUGCUGGUGCGGGGCCACAGAGUGAUCCCUGCCGCCCUGGACGCCUUCCGCAGGCUGCUGAAUGCCCAGGGGCAGCUGCGGGUGCCUGUGGUCUUUGUCACAAAUGCUGGGAACAUCUUACAAGACAGCAAAGCCCAGGAGCUGUCAGCCCUGCUGGGCUUUAAGGUGGAGCCAGACCAAGUUAUUCUCUCUCACAGCCCCAUGAAGCUCUUCUCACAGUACCACGGGAAGCGGAUGUUAGUGUCCGGGCAGGGACCCCUGGUGGAAAAUGCCCGAGAACUGGGCUUCAAGAACGUGGUUACUGUGGAUGAGCUGCGGACGGCCUUCCCUGUGCUGGACAUGGUGGACCUCCAGCGGCGGCCAAAGACCACGCCCCUUCCAAGGAACGACUUCCCUGCCAUUGAAGGGGUGCUGCUCCUUGGGGAGCCAGUCCGCUGGGAGACAAGCCUGCAGCUGAUCAUGGAUGUCCUUCUCAGUGAUGGGAACCCUGGGACUGGUCUGGCGAUGGCCCCCUAUCCCCAUCUGCCUGUUCUGGCCAGUAACAUGGAUCUCCUUUGGAUGGCUGAAGCCAAGAUGCCCAGGUUUGGCCACGGCACCUUUCUGUUGUGCCUGGAAACCAUUUACCGCAAAGUGACAGGCAGAGAGCUGAGAUACGAGGGCCUGAUGGGCAAACCCAGCAUCCUCACUUACCAAUAUGCAGAGGACCUGAUCAGGCAGCAGGCGGAAAGGCGGGGCUGGGUCGCCCCCAUCCAGAAGCUCUAUGCUGUAGGUGAUAACCCUAUGUCUGAUGUCUACGGUGCCAACCUGUUCCACCGAUAUCUGCAGAUGGCGCAGCACGAUAGAGCAAAGGAGCUGGGAGCCGGCGACCUGUGGAAGCAGCGGCCCUCAGCAGCCCAGAGCUGCACCUCCAUCCUGGUGUGCACUGGUGUGUACAGCCCCAAGGCCCUAGGGUCCACAGAGCCUGCCCAGGACGGAGAGGAACCUCCCUUCCACGGGCACCGAGACUUCAGCUUCAGCCCAGAGCUCAUGGAGGCAUCCCACAUUGUGAAUGAUGUGGAUGAGGCUGUGCGGCUGGUUUUCCACCAGGAGGGCUGGGCUUUGUAGAGAGGACCAUGCACUGGAGACAGGGCGGGAGGGUGCCCUGAGCUGUGGGGAGUCACUUUUGCUGUCUUCUGGCCUGCAUCACUGGGCAUCACAUUAGGGCUUGCUCCCAGGAUGCUUUUCCUGCUGCCCACUGCUGUGAUACUACUGGUCACUCAGAAGUCGACACUGGCUUUUUCUCCUGCUGGAAGUAGCCACAGAAUUGUACCCUGGGUAGCAUUUUGGAUAGACUAUCAGGAUUUCCUGGGUUUACUUCCUGCCUGCCUCUCCUGGCAGUCUGACCUCAGCCCAGUCCCUUUACCUCUGUGCCUCAGUUUCCUCCUCAUUUCAGUAGGGACUUCUGGAAAAAGGGGAGGUAAUACGGAGAUCUCUGCAGGACCUUUGCCUGCGUGCCAGCAAGGUGUGUAACUAACACUCAGAUGCUACGUUUUUUGUUGUUUUUUUGUAUUUCAGCUUAUUGCCCAAAGACUUGGGCUUAUUUUUUUUUUAAUUAAAAUAAUCAUAAUAAAUAUUCAUUAUGCCGUC